This is a messenger RNA of Drosophila serrata, 2738 nucleotides long. It is a transcript of the gene Nep3, whose product is annotated as M13 family metallopeptidase neprilysin 3. Gene Ontology annotation, biological process: protein processing. The record is from RefSeq and is a predicted model, not a curated record. Gene Ontology annotation, cellular component: plasma membrane. Lineage: Eukaryota; Metazoa; Arthropoda; Insecta; Diptera; Drosophilidae. Gene Ontology annotation, molecular function: metalloendopeptidase activity.
UUGGUCCCGGACUCCUUUCUCGUUUUUGGCUCUAAACUCCUGGAGAACUCACAGCGGUCGCAGCAAGAUGCUAAACUUUGGGCAUUAAGUGAUUUUUCCAAUCCAAAGUGCAACUUAAUAAAUCGGUGGUUAAAAGUUAGCGUGGAAAAGCAAGCGAAGGCAGCUGGGAAAAAUCGCAUUGCAUUCAUUCGGGCGCACAAAGAAAAUGAGCGCAAAGAUGACACGCUACAAACAAACCGAAUUCACGGAAGAUGAUUCCAGCUCCAUUGGCGGCAUUCAACUGAAUGAGGCAACUGGCCACACUGGCAUGCAGAUACGCUAUCACACUGCUCGGGCCACAUGGAACUGGCGUUCGAGGAACAAGACAGAGAAAUGGCUGCUCAUCACAACUUUUGCAAUGGCCAUAACGAUCUUUACCCUACUAAUUGUACUUUUUGCGGAUGGAGGCGCUAGUGAUGCCACCAAGCAUGUUUUACAUGUCCAACCGCAUCAAAAGGAUUGUCCCUCGGGAAGUGAGCUGCCCUGCCUGAAUAAGCAUUGUAUCUUUGCUUCCAGCGAGAUUCUCAAGUCCAUAGAUGUUACUGUGGAUCCCUGCGAUGAUUUUUAUGGUUAUUCCUGCAAUCAAUGGAUUAAGAACAAUCCCAUACCCGAGGGCAAGUCCACAUGGGGCACCUUUGGCAAGCUGGAGCAAAUGAAUCAGCUUAUCAUUCGCAAUGUCCUGGAAAAACCCGCCAAGAGCUUCAAGUCCGAUGCCGAACGAAAGGCCAAAAUCUAUUACGAAUCCUGUCUGGAUGCUGAUGAGCAUAUGGAGAAGUUGGGUGCCAAGCCCAUGAAUGAUUUGCUGCUUCAAAUUGGCGGUUGGAAUGUGACCAAAAGUGGUUACAAUGUGAGCAAUUGGACAAUGGGACGUACGCUCAAGAUACUGCACAACAGGUACAAUUUCAAUUGCCUUUUUGGCUGGGCAAUCGGUGAGGAUGAUAAGAACUCUUCGCGUCAUGUCAUUCAAAUUGAUCAGGGUGGAUUGACGCUGCCCACUGCCGAUUAUUACAACAACAAGACGGAUAAUCACCGCAAGGUACUCAAUGAAUACAUCGAGUACAUGACCAAGGUGUGCGUCCUUUUGGGUGCCAACGAAUCGGAUGCUCGUGCUCAAAUGAUCGGCGUUAUCAACUUUGAAAAGAAGCUGGCAAAUAUCACAAUUCCUUUGGAAGACAGACGCAAUGAGGAGGCAAUGUAUCAUCCCAUGCAGUUGCGUCAAUUGGCCAAAUUGGCCCCAUUCCUCAAUUGGACGGAUCAUUUUGACAAUGCCAUGCAAAUGGUGGGACGCAGGGUCACCGAUGACGAAGUGGUGGUUGUCUAUGCUCCUGAUUUUCUCAAAAACCUGUCGGAUAUUAUACUCAAAAUGGAGCAGACUGAGGAGGGCAAAAUCACUCUGAACAACUAUCUAAUAUGGCAGGCAGUGCGCACUUUGACCAGCUGUUUAUCGAAACCUUUCCGGGAUGCAUACAAGGGUGUAAGGAAAGCACUCAUGGGUUCGGAUGGUGGCGAGGAAAUCUGGCGUUACUGUGUCUCUGAUACAAACAAUGUAGUUGGUUUCGCCGUGGGUGCCAUCUUUGUGCGUCAGGCUUUCCACGGUGAGUCAAAGCCAGCGGCAGAGCAAAUGAUUGGCGAAAUCCGUGCGGCCUUUAAACUGAACCUCCAAAACCUAACUUGGGUGGACAAGCAAACUCGUGAGAAGGCCAUCGAGAAGGCCAAUGAAAUAUCAGAUAUGAUUGGAUUUCCCGAUUACAUCCUAGAUCCCGUCGAGUUGGAUCGCAAAUAUGCAGAGCUAAAUAUCACACCGAAUGCCUACUUUGAGAAUAACAUUCAGGUGGCAAUUUAUAAUCUAAAGAGUAACCUUAAGCGCCUGGAUCAACCGGUUAACAAGACCAAUUGGGGCAUGACCCCGCAGACAGUGAACGCUUAUUAUACACCGACCAAGAAUCAGAUUGUUUUUCCCGCCGGUAUCCUUCAGACGCCUUUCUUUGAUAUUAACAAUCCUAAAAGCCUUAAUUUUGGGGCCAUGGGUGUGGUAAUGGGUCAUGAACUGACCCAUGCCUUUGAUGAUCAGGGAAGGGAGUAUGAUAAGUUUGGGAAUAUCAAUCGCUGGUGGGAUGCCAAGAGUAUUGAACGUUUCAAUGAGAAAUCCGAGUGCAUUGCAAGACAGUACAGUGGUUACAAGAUGAAUGGACGUACCCUCAAUGGCAAGCAGACAUUGGGUGAAAAUAUUGCCGACAAUGGGGGCCUUAAGGCAGCCUAUCAUGCCUAUCUGCGUACCAAGAGCGAAAAGGAGGCAGAUGUCCUUAGGCUGCCAGGCCUAAAUCUUACACACUCGCAGCUAUUCUUUGUGUCCUUUGCACAGGUCUGGUGCUCUAGCACCACAGAGGAGACAAAUCUCCUGCAAAUGGAGAAGGAUCCCCACUCACCAUCGCAAUUCCGGGUGAUCGGCACCCUAUCAAAUAUGAAGGAAUUCGCCGAGGUGUUCCAAUGUAAGCCCGGCAAGCGCAUGAAUCCCACCGAUAAGUGUGAGGUGUGGUAAAGGAUAUGCCGCUGUCCUGAUCUCAGAAUAAGCCAAAAGCCAAAGCUAAGUGGUGGUUAAAUGAAUGCAGAAAGGAGACACAGCCUCCAAGUGCUAAUCCUGCAUCUGGAAAUCUAUGGCUUAAGUUGUCCUAUUUUUUAUUAUUUUUUUUUUUUAUAUU